This is a messenger RNA of Penicillium verrucosum, 741 nucleotides long. RefSeq names its product putative GPI anchored protein. The record is from RefSeq and is a predicted model, not a curated record. Lineage: Eukaryota; Fungi; Ascomycota; Eurotiomycetes; Eurotiales; Aspergillaceae. The transcript is spliced from 2 exons. Bases 1 to 741 code for a protein of 246 amino acids.
AUGCGUGUCCAACAGCUCCUCCCUCUUUGUGGCCUCCUACUUGCCAGCGUUUCCAUCGCAUCCAAGUUGGACCACGACGACGUCCCCAAUCGCUGCUGGUCUGCCUGUGGCUCCGUCGUCGGAAUCGCCAAGAGUUGUGAUGCCCAGCACGAACGAGACUCGGCUGAGAUCCAAUGCAUUUGCGAUUGGGACGCCGCCAAAACUCAGAUUCCGCUCUGCUCCGCCUGCAUCACCCAGUAUCAAAAUGACAGGCGCAACCACAACAUCACCCAUAACGAUCAUGACGACCAUGACGACCAUGAUGACCAUGAUGACCAUGAUGACCAUGACGACCAUGACGACCAUGACGACUAUGACGGUGAUGAUGAUGACGACGACGACGAUAACGAGGCCCUUGACCUUGUCUACUCUUGCUCGCUCACCACGACUACCUACAACCCUGCCGCCACUACUGUGACUGGCACAUCUACCACCACUGCUGGUUCAAACACAGCAACCGCCACAGAUUCUUCUAGUACUACUGGUUCAAACGGAGCCGCCGGAACAGACUCUUCUAACACCAGCGGAACCAACAGCCAGGAUUCGACUUCGUCUGUCUCCUCGGGAUCCUCUGAUUCCGCUGGUGCCUCAGGCUCUGCGUCCUCUUCCACUCCUACCCCUGAUGCUGCAGCUGGGAUUUCUGCUCCCGGUGCUGCAUCCAUGGCAGGUGUCAUGGGACUGAUGGCUUUUGCUUGGCUGUGA